AUGAACAAUAUCAGUGAGAUUGUGUAUGAUAACGCAUCUUUCUAGAUGGUAUGCCAACGUAAAAACACUCGCAAGGAAAUCACAUACUUUUUGUAUGUAAUAGACAAUAGUUUGAUUUUGACUCAAGAGCUUAAUUCCCAAUAACCAAAAUAUGUUCUCGAAAUCAAUCUUUAGUUGAAAGUCUACUGGAACCAAGAAAGACAGAAAAUUACACAAUUCGGAUUUGAAAGCAAAGACGAAGUCAAGUAUUUCGAUGGAAACUGUGAAGAUUUUAAAUAGUUAAAGAGAUUACUAAGAAAUAGAGUUAUGUAUAGAGAUGUGAGUGAUUUCUAUCUGCCUAUCAAAUAAUUAGGAAGAGGAGGUUCUUCAAGAGUUUAUCUGGUUAUGGAUAAAUGUGAGAAAUAUGAAUUCGCAUCCAAAAAUGUUGAGAAGAGAUACCUCAGAGAAGAUGGAGGCUUUGAAGCGUUGUUCAACGAAAUUAAUUUGAUGGCAGCACUUGAUCAUGAAAAUAUAGUGAAGAUGGAAGAAGUAUACGAAGGAGAAACUACCUUUUAUCUCAUAUUGGAAUACUUGAAAGGGAACUCACUACAUGAUUUGAUUUCCAAGGGUAUCAUCUAAUUGGAUUGGGAUGAAAUUAGGUCUAUCAUGUUUGCAAUUCUAACUGCCGUGGCUCAUAUGCACUCCUUGAACAUUAUGCAUAGAGAUUUAAAACCAGAAAACAUAAUGUUUAAGAAAUUAAAUGAUAUUCAUGGGGUGAGGAUCGUAGACUUUGGAUUAGCCACAUGGCAGACCGCUGCUACAUACCCUUUUCCUAAAUGUGGUACUCCUGGAUAUGUUGCACCAGAAAUAGCCAAUCUUAAAGAUCUUACAUUUAAAUAUGAUAAGAUAUGUGAUAUGUUCAGCGUUGGCUGUAUAUUCUAUAAAUUAAUUACAUCCAAAGAUUUGUUUCCGGGAAAUGACUAUCAUGAAAUUCUCAAGCUAAACAAGAAAUGCAUUAUAAAUUUAGAUACUCUCAGUCUCUAUUCAACUCCUUAAUCAGCCAUAGACUUAAUAUCCUAAAUGUUGUAGGCUGUUCCACACCAAAGGAUUUCUGCAUAAUAGGCUUUGGAUCAUCCAUUUUUUACUGGAACAUUCAUUGAUAGAAAAAUGAAAUUUCAAUCAUCUAAAAAAUAACUUAACAAUAAUAGUAAACCUUGGUAAACAUCAACCUUCAAAACUGAAAAAUCUGAUAGGCUUUAAUUACCAGAAAUCAAAUAAAGAUCUAGAUAAAAAGAUGAUGAUAAUGUAGAUGAAGAAACCCCCAAAAUGAGAGUUCCUACCUUAAAUAGUCCAAGACUAGCAUAACAUGCAAAAAAAAAGAAUUUGGCCCUAAAUGAUAAUUCACCAACUGAAUUUCCUAAGAAAAGUGCUUUUAAGAAGUUUUCCACUCAAGAUUUUGAUCCACUAACACCAGACACUUAGUCACCUGAUUCAGGGAGAAUGAAUUUUAGUAAUAGUCCUCGACUCAUUUAACAAAGUGUUAUAAAAAGGAAAUUCACAUACUCGAAAUUCAAUUAGUAAAGAUAGUAGGCCAUUUAUGAAGUCGAUGAUGAAUAGAAGCAUUGA
This is a messenger RNA of Paramecium tetraurelia, 1605 nucleotides long. RefSeq lists its product as uncharacterized. Gene Ontology annotation, biological process: mitotic DNA damage checkpoint signaling; protein phosphorylation. Gene Ontology annotation, molecular function: protein serine/threonine kinase activity; ATP binding. The transcript has 6 exons. Gene Ontology annotation, cellular component: nucleus; cytoplasm. The record is from RefSeq and is a predicted model, not a curated record. Lineage: Eukaryota; Ciliophora; Oligohymenophorea; Peniculida; Parameciidae.